UUUCUCUCCUGAAGUUCCUGUUCAAUUUGCCCCAACUCUAACGUGCUCGGGUUCGGUUCAAGAAUUAACAAAGCCAGACCAGACUAAUGCUGUUUUUUCCGACAUACAAACACCUCAAGAAUUGACUGCAUUUGUUGAGACCAUGCUCCGACAACUGCAAACAAAAUUUGAUGAUUUGUCCUCGCAAUUGGUCGAUAAAAUGGAAGAUAUGGAUUCACGAAUAGAUGUACUUCAAAAAUCUCUUGAAACUUUAAUGCAACAGGCUGCUACCGAUAAUAUUAUAGUUGAUGACCUGAAGAAGUAG
Messenger RNA from Racocetra persica, 304 nucleotides. Lineage: Eukaryota; Fungi; Glomeromycota; Glomeromycetes; Diversisporales; Gigasporaceae. The record is from the annotation of a GenBank genome assembly.